UUAGACCGGGCCGGGAUAGAUAUAUAUACACUUUGAAAUUCCGAGCACAUAUAACGGUCACCAGCCAAAUGCCAGUUAAUUUCAAGGUACGAAUUUUCCCCCAAAUUAACCGUAUGUCGCGAAUGGAGAUGCUCCAAUCAUUGAUGCCGCUGCGGCUGAAAUUCGAAUUCCAAUGCUUCCUGCUAUCUAUAGUAAGAAAAAUUGGUUGCGUAGAACGACGGGGGAGAGACAGCCAGAGUCAUAAGUUUCGGGAAAAGGCUUGAGAAUCGGUAUAUUCGUGGAAAUUCUUUGAUGGGUUGCCAGCCUUCUGGGUCUGUUCUAUACAGGCGUCUCCCCGAAGGCUGGUACCUGAAUUUUGGAAGUAAAUUGUCGGUGCCGGCUUGAUUAUAUUAGCUUCUCUUUCCCUUCGCAUAGCUUUGGAAGGUUUCGAGGAUAUAUUAUAUUUUCGAGAUUGAUAAGAAGGGAAAGAAAGCAGCAAAUUUAGUAGGUGGACUUUGGGAUAAUAGAGUUGUUAAGUGAGCUUUCUAUGUAAACAUGACAACCGUUUCGGGUGUAAUCUCAAGGCAAAUUGUGCCGGCUUGUGGUGCCCUUUGUUUUUUCUGUCCGGGACUGCGUGAGAGAUCUAGGCAGCCUGUUAGGAGGUACAAGAAGUUGAUUUCGGAUAUCUUCCCUCGAUCCCCGGAAGAAGAGCCAAAUGACAGGAAGAUUGGGAAGUUGUGUGAAUAUGCUUCGAAAAAUCCUUUGCGCAUCCCAAAGAUAGCAGAUUCCCUUGAAAGGAGAUGCUACAGGGAAUUGAGAAAUGGAAACUUCCGAUCGGUAAAAAUUGUUGUCUCUAUUUACAGAAAAUUGCUGUCAUCUUGCAAGAAGCAAAUGCCUUUGUUUGCAAAUAGUCUGCUGACUAUUCUGCACACCUUGCUGGAUCAGUCAAGCCAAGAUGAAAUUGUAAUUAUUGGAUGUCAAACUCUCUUUGAUUUUGUGAACAAUCAGAGUGAUUCAACUUACAUGUUUAACCUCGAGGGACUAAUUCCAAAGCUUUGUCAGUUGGCUCAAGAAGUCAGUGAGGAAGAGAUGCAAGAUCAUCGACGUGCAGCUGGGCUGCAAGCUCUAUCUGCUAUGGUUUGGUUUAUGGGUGAAAACUCCCAUAUUUCGUCUGAAUUCGAUAAUAUUGUUCAUGUGGUUUUGGAAAAUUACAGCACCGAAGGUUCAACAAAGGAGGUUCCUUCCUGGAGUGCCCUUAUAAGUGACGGUGGACAACUAACUGUUUCCGAAGAAGAUGCCAAGAGCCCUUGCUUUUGGUCAAAGGUGUGCCUGCAAAACAUGGCCAAUCUAGGAAAGGAGGCUACAACAAUGCGUCGUGUUUUGGAGUCCUUGUUUAGAUAUUUCAACAACGGUAAUCUAUGGCCAAUGAAUAAUGGAAUUGCUUUCCCCAUCCUCAAAGAUAUGCAGCGUGUGAUGGACGAAUGUGGGCAAAAUACGCACUUUUUGCUGUCAACAUUAAUCAAGCAUCUUGACCAUAAAACUGUCCUCAAGCAACCUGAAAUGCAGCUCGACAUUAUUCAGGUUGUGACUGCCCUUGUUCGCCUCACAAAAGUUCACCCAUCCGUGGCUAUAGUCAGCGCUGUAAGCGAUGUCAUGAGGCAUUUGCGUAGAAGCAUACAUUCCUCACUCGAUGAUGCAAAUCUUGGACAUGAAGUCAUCAAGUGGAAUAGAAAAUUCCAUCAAUUAGUCGAUGAAUGUCUCACAGAGCUCUCCGCAAAGGUUGGGGAAGCCGGACUAAUCCUCGAUGUAAUGGCUACCAUGUUAGAGAAUCUCUCUACCAUUACUGUUAUUGCUAGAACAACUAUCUCUGCUGUCUUCCGAACUGCUCAAAUCAUUGCUUCGUUGUCAAUUUUAUCAUACAAGAACAAGGCGUUUCCGGAGGCUUUGUUCCAUCAGCUACUCCCAGCCAUGAUGCAUCCUGACCACGAGACACGAGUAGGAGCUCAUCGGAUCUUCGCUGUCGUUCUUGUGCCAUCUUCAGUCUGCCCUCAUGCAGAUUCAGCCGUUCAUGACCCAAAGAAGAACACACACGUUCCAAGAACCCUCUCAAGAACUGUUUCCGUGUUUUCCUCAUCAGCUGCUCUGUUUGAGAAGAUGAAACGCCCAAAGGAUCCGUCUAAGGAAAAUCACCUAGAGAUCAACGGAGAAAAGGGUUCGGGAGUGCUUAACAGACUUAAAUCAUCUUACAGUCGGGUGCAUAGCUUCAAACCAUCAUCGACAGACACUGACAUUUCUGCCCAUAGAAGUAAAGAAGUGGAAGCCGGUCCUCUCAGAAUGAGCAGCCACCAAAUAACACUCCUGCUUUCUUCCAUUUGGGCACAAUGUAUGUCUCCUUCCAAUAUGCCAGAGAAUUACGAAGCUAUCUCCAACACAUACAGCUUGAUUUUGUUGUUUUCUUGCGCCAAGAACUCCUAUCGCGAUGCUCUAAUUCGAGGCUUCCAACUGGCUUUCUUGUUGAGGAACAUUUCUCUUUCGAACACAGAGAAAUUAUCACCUUCUCGGCGACGAUCCCUUUUUGUGUUGUCAACAUGUAUGAUCAUCUUUUCAUCCAAGGCUUACAACAUUCUUCCCCUUGUCCACAUCGUCCGGCCUAGAAUCACUAGUAGAGUGAUUGAUCCAUUCUUGUGUCUGGUCGGGGACUCGAAGCUGCAGAUUAGCGAAACAAAAUCAGGCAACCCGAAAAUGGUGUAUGGUUCAACAGAAGACGACAGCUCUGCGCUGAAGUGUCUUUCAGAGAUAGAAUUAAGUGAGGAUGAAACCAAGGAAGCCCUCGUUUCGGUUGUCGUCAAAAACUUGGAUAACAUAUUAGAGGCCGAGCAGACUAUCUUAAAGGAGCAGUUGCUGAGGGACUUUGUGCCUGACAGCAUGUUUUACGCGGACAGCGCGGAAUUCGGACAUCAGGCGAAUUCUCACCACAAGAAAAAUUUCGAGAAGGCGGUCUCAUUGUUUGUGGAUGAUGAAUCUUACCACGAAGUAGUAGACGGCACUCUCCCACAAAACUCGACUCUGACCAUUGAGUUCCCAAGCGUCCUGAGCGUCGAUCAGCUUUUGCAAUCCGUUCUCGAGACAGCACACCAUGUUGGCAGAAUGUCUGUGAGUGCUGCGCCUGCGUCGUCGUACACUGAAAUGGCGAAUCAAUGCGAAACACUGAUGAUGGGAAAGCAGCAGAAGAUGUGGUACAUGAUCAACACUAAUCCUAAACAAGGCUCUACGCUCACGAUUACUACACAAACCACCUGUGGCGAAGGAGAUGCACCCGCAGCUCCAUUCAACGAUCUAAACAAGGCGAUAAAUCCAUUCUUGGAUGCGGAAGGCGUCAGCAAAGCCGGACAUCAGCAGCAUUCAUUCUCAUUCAGGCUUCCGGCAUCGAGUCCCUACGACAACUUCCUGAAAGCUGCCGGAUGUUGAGAAGAAGAUACUUUGUCCGGUAAUAAGUGAAUAAUCCCGACCAAAGAGGACUCAUCUGAGAGAGAAAUCGAACUUCUUUAAUCUCUUUUUUGGGUGAUUUUACUUGGUGUUUCUUCUUCUUCUUCUUCUUCUUCCCCUUGAGGCUGGAUGUGUGAAAAGAUUUGAUGAAUUGAACUAGAUUGAGAUGAGAGUCUUCUUGUAGUGUUUUAGAUCGAUCUCUCUUUCUUUCUUUCUUUCUUUCUUUCUAUCUAUGGCACAAAAGUUUCACUCAUUAUUGUCCUCUCCCUUUUAAGGAAAUGUGUAUUUUUGUUACUACAUUCUUUAUUACACAAAAUAUGAUUAUAUUAUUUGGAGUUUGAUUUCAA
Andrographis paniculata is the source of this 3812-nucleotide messenger RNA. Its product is annotated as protein SEMI-ROLLED LEAF 2-like. The record is from RefSeq and is a predicted model, not a curated record. Lineage: Eukaryota; Viridiplantae; Streptophyta; Magnoliopsida; Lamiales; Acanthaceae. The transcript is spliced from 21 exons. The coding region runs from base 535 to 3447 and encodes 970 amino acids.